GUCCUGCCAAUUUAAAGAGACUUCCAACGACACUUGCCAAAUUCAAAGGAUCUCACCAAGUCUCAAAGCUAGCAAGACGCUCGCACAACCUCGACUCUGACCUCGUGUUCUAUCGCUACUGGCUUAUGCAGUCUUUCUUUGACGCUGCUCUUAGUCGCUUCCAAUCUGUCUAUCAACAACCUCUCUGCUUCUCUCCCGUCCAUCACGUUGAUCCCUUCAUUGGCGUAGCUGGUGGAGGGCAUGUCUUCCCCGGCGCUGCUAGCCCCUUUGGCAGUGUCAAAGUUGGUAUCGAUACAACGGAUACAGCUGGUCUCUUGAUUGGCUCGAACAACGCCGGCUGGUCCAUGCCUGAAGCCCACGUCACUGCCAUUUCUUAUCUUCACGUCAGUGGCACGGGUGGAGGCGCCAAGUAUGGCUUCCUCUCUCAAAUUCCAACAGACACGUCCAUCAACUAUGAUUUGCUGAACGGCUAUUCUUCUCAUCGUAGCAGAGAAGUGAGUACGCCUGGCUACUAUGCUUUUCAUCUCGAUGCAUGGGGCGUUGAUGUUGAGCUCACCACAACAACCAUGGUCGGUAUUGCGAAGUAUAACUAUACUGAACUUGCGAAACGUGCAGAUGCUGGUCAAGUCAUACUUGAUCUUGGUCAUGUCCUCGGAUCUGCUCAAACCUAUCGUGGCGGCAGUGUGCAUAUCAAUCCGGGAAGAUCACAAAUUACAGGUCAUGCAACAUACCGAGGUGGAUGGAACAUGGGAGACGACAUGACCGUGUAUUUUUGCUCACAAUUUGACCGCUCUGCAGACGGACAAGGUGAAACACAGGGAAUCCCUGCACCUGCAUUUGGAACGUGGAAGAAUACUGCAACGCAUGCAGGGUAUGAUUUCGAGUCGGAUACUGGUGACUGGGUGGGCGCCUAUCUUGUCUUUGAUAUUUCAAAAGAUCCCAUUGUCAACUCGAAACUUGGCAUCAGCUUUCUGUCGGCCGACAAGGCAUGUGCUCAUAUUGAACAGCAGACCGGUAAGGACUUUGACUUUGAGGCGCAAAGAAAGGCUGCUGCGAGUGUCUGGAACGAGACACUUUCCACCAUUCGUGUCGCCGGACCAGUCUCACCCAACGCAGAGCUUGGGGCUGACGUCUAUAUGCGCAUCUUUUACUCGUCACUGUACCGCAUGCACAUCAUGCCUAGCAAUCGCAAAGGGGAGAAUCCAAAGUGGAACACGUCAAUGCCAGUAUACGAUGAUUUCUAUACAAUUUGGGAUACCUUUCGUUGUAGCUCGCCACUGCUUACACUCAUCCAGCCAGACGUACAAACAGAAAUUUUGCAAUCACUCUUGGAUGUACAACAGCAUGAAGGAUGGACAUUUGAUGGUCGAUCUGCUGGAACAUCUGGCUUGACUCAGGGUGGUUCCAACGCUGAUAUGAUCUUGGUGGACGCUUUUGUCAAGGGUCUAACACUGGACUGGGAUGCUGUCUGGGAUGCACUACUUGCUGAUGCCGAUAACGAACCUCCUUUUGAGGAUGGCCUUCGGAUAGGACGGUCCAAGCUUGAAGCCUAUAAACAGCUUGGCUAUGUGCCACAAGAUCCACAUGCCUGGUGGGAUGGAAGGUCCAUGAGCAAGACAAUGGAGUACGCCGCGAAUGACAGGGUCAUCUCGUUAUUCGCUACAGGCACAGCAAGGGAAGCGGAAGCGCUACGUUUCUUGAAGCGCUCAACCAAUUGGCGAACCCUGUGGCAAGCAGAUCGCGUUCAUGCAAACCAGACUGGAUGGCUCGUGCCCAAGUUUGCGAACGGUACCGCUUACCCUUGGGAUCUUGAUUUGCAUACUGGACGUUGGAAUGAGCCUGUGUAUGAGGGCUCGGCAAUCGAGUACCAGUUCGCCGUGCCGCAUGACGUUCAAGGCCUCAUCUGUCUUUUUGGCUCUCGGGACAUCUUUUCUGCUCGUUUGGACUACAUGUUUGAGACAUCGUUCGAUCCAGGCAAUGAACCAAGUUUUCUGUCUCCAUUCUUGUACCUGUGGACCGGUGAAUACAGCAAGACUGUGGACAAGACAUUGCACAUCCUCGGCAAGUAUUAUCACGAUGGACUGGACGGCAUUCCAGGCAAUGAUGACUCUGGUGCGAUGGGUGCCUACUUCUGUUGGCUCAGCAUGGGCUUGUACCCAGUCACGGCAACGAAUUUAUACCUCAUUUCAAGUCCAACUUUCAGACAUGUCGAAAUCAAUGUGGGCAAGGAAGUACUUGCUAUUGAAGCGAGAGACUUGUCCCGUGAGAAUCGCUAUAUACAGCGUGCAACCCUGAAUGGAAAGAAGCUCGACCGCGCUUGGUUCACUCAUGGCGAGAUUGACAAAGGAGCCACCUUGAUUCUCUGGAUGGGUCCUUCGCCAAGCGUUUUCGGAACACUGGUACCGCCUCCGUCUGAUACCACAUCGUGCGAACAAUCUGAAUGAUUCCGUUAUGGCACGGAAUUAGGAAGUUUUGUAUGUCUGCUAUACAAAGUGAGCACGGUCUUCCAGGUGGCGAAAA
Molecule: messenger RNA, 2520 nt
Organism: Protomyces lactucae-debilis
Lineage: Eukaryota; Fungi; Ascomycota; Taphrinomycetes; Taphrinales; Protomycetaceae
Product: alpha-1,2-mannosidase
Exons: 1
Coding region: 126-2444 (772 amino acids)
Biological process (GO): protein quality control for misfolded or incompletely synthesized proteins; carbohydrate metabolic process; protein deglycosylation
Cellular component (GO): cytosol; nucleus
Molecular function (GO): peptide-N4-(N-acetyl-beta-glucosaminyl)asparagine amidase activity; carbohydrate binding
Source: RefSeq, a predicted model, not a curated record